AGUUCUUUGACGCUUUGGUAACGACGGAGCGACUGGACCAAUACAGCGCUCUUUCCGGUCUCGUUUACACUCGCCGAGUUCUCCUUUUCCAAGAUUGCCUUUGACCCCGGAAGUGAGGUUUUCCGCGUACCUUCCUCCCAGCAAGAUGGCAACAGCCGAAGACGAGUUACUGCCACCGCGGCUUCCCGAGCUGUUUGAAACCAGCAAGCAGCUUCUGGACGAAGUCGAAGUAGCGACUGAGCCCACCGGUUCCCGGAUAAUCCAAGAUAAGGUGUUCAAGGGACUAGACCUCCUUAAGAAGGCUGUUGAAAUGUUAGCACAGCUCGACUUGUUCAGCCGAAAUGAAGAUUUGGAAGAGAUUGCUUCCACCGACCUGAAGUACCUGCUGGUGCCAGCAUUUCAAGGAGCGCUCGCCAUGAAACAAGUCAACCCCAGCAAGCGUCUAGAUCAUUUGCAGUGGGCUCGAGAACACUUUUUAAACUACUUAACUCAGUGCCAAUACUAUCAUGUGGCAGAGUUUGAGCUGCCCAAAACGAAGAACAACUCACCUGAUAAUAAUACUGCUAGUUCCUCCAUGGCCUAUCCUAGCCUCGUUGCAAUGGCAUCUCAAAGACAGGCUAAAAUAAAGAGAUACAAGCAGAAGAAGGAGGUGGAGCAUAGGUUGUCCGCACUGAAAUCUGCUGUGGAAAGUGGUCAAGCAGAUGAUGAGCGUGUUCGUGAAUAUUACCUCCUUCACCUUCAAAGGUGGAUUGGUAUCAGCUUAGAAGAGAUUGAGAGCAUUGACCAGGAGAUGAAGAUCCUGAGAGAAAAAGACUCCUCAAAACAGGUACCAACUUCUUACUCACCUCGUCAGGACAGGCCUCCAAUGAAACCCUUCAUUCUCACUCGGAACAUGACCCAAGCCAAAGUAUUUGGAGCUGGUUAUCCAAGCCUGGCAUCUAUGACAGUGAAUGACUGGUAUGAUCAGCAUCGGAAAUAUGGAGCAUUACCAGAUCAGGGCAUAGCCGUGACAACACCAGAGCUCAAAAGAACUGCUCAGGAACAUGAAGAUCAGGAACAAAAGGAGGAAGAAGAUGAUGAACACACACUCCACAGAGCUCGGGAGUGGGAUGACUGGAAGGACACCCAUCCCAGAGGGUAUGGCAACCGACAGAACAUGGGUUAGUCUUCCCACAACAAGACGGGACUACAGGGGCUCACACCUUCUGCAACAAGGAAAGCCGUGCUGUCUUCCUCUCCCUGGACUCCUGCUUCAGCUGUGUUCAAUGAAGGAAAAGAUGCUUAAUCUUGCUUUGUGUUCAAUAAAGUGUCAGCCAAUUUAAGUAUGUAUUUGUACUUUAGGUGAUGAGCCAGCAAUCUUGUUUUGGCAUUAUCAUCCUCAUCAUGGUGUAUUUCCAAUUUCUUAAGUAGAAAGACAGAAGUACUGAGAAAUUGCUCUGUAUAAUCAAUGGCUGUAUGAAUUAUCUUUAAAAAAAAUAAUAAAGUCCCUUCUAUUACAGGAGCCUGUGCAGAAA
Messenger RNA from Felis catus (domestic cat), 1514 nucleotides. RefSeq names its product immunoglobulin binding protein 1 (gene IGBP1). The record is from RefSeq and is a predicted model, not a curated record. Gene Ontology annotation, cellular component: cytosol. Gene Ontology annotation, molecular function: protein phosphatase 2A binding. The transcript has 6 exons. The coding region runs from base 146 to 1165 and encodes 339 amino acids. Gene Ontology annotation, biological process: regulation of dephosphorylation; regulation of signal transduction. NCBI's taxonomy places the organism in Eukaryota, Metazoa, Chordata, Mammalia, Carnivora, Felidae.